UCGCAUAUCGGAAUCCGCAAGGCAUGCCUACGCUCUCUGUCGUCAAUUUCAACAUUGUUUGCGCCACACUCGGAGGCUUCAUUACGCUCUUUGGCCUGGUGUCGUACCUGCUCAAGGAAAAAUACUACUUGUCCGAGGCUCUCAUUUCUCUGAUCGGAGGUCUUAUCUUUUCGCCUCACGCGGCCAAUCUUAUUCGUCCACUUGAUUAUGCUCAAGGAAAUGCAGAAGACCUCGAGACCAUAACGCUUUAUUUCACUAGACUGGUGUUGGGUGUGCAACUGGUCCUGGCCGGCGUUCAGCUACCUAGCAAAUAUCUCAAGCAAGAAUGGAGACCUUUGUCGUUGCUUUUAGGCCCAGGCAUGUGCGUCAUGUGGAUAGUGACCAGCCUGCUUGUGUGGGCCUUGGUUCCUAAUAUCAACAUCUUGUUCGCGCUUGCCAUAGGAGCUUGCGUUACUCCUACUGAUCCGGUGCUGAGCAACAGCAUUGUUAAAGGCAAGUUCGCCGACAAGAAUAUUCCUAGAGAGCUCCAAAGAAUCAUCAUUGCCGAGUCUGGAGCUAACGAUGGUCUUGGCUAUCCUUUCUUGUUCUUACCGUUGUAUCUGAUCAAAUAUCUUGAUCAUCCUGAACUGACAGGCAAUGGUGCUUCGAAAGCGAUGGGCCUGUGGUUUGGUGAGACAUGGGGUUAUACAAUCAUCCUGAGCGUCAUCUAUGGAGCUGUCGUUGGCUAUCUCGCCAAAGAAUUACUGCACUGGGCAGAAGAGAAGAAGUACGUGGAUAGAGAAAGCUUUCUCGUCUUCGCCAUUACACUUGCUGUAAGUCUACCUUGUCAUGGAUUUCUGCUCAUGACUGACUUCCACAGNCUCUUCAUUGUUGGAACUGUCGGCAUGAUCGGCUCCGAUGACGUUCUCGCCUGCUUUAUUGCUGGAAACGUCUUUACCUGGGAUUCUAAUCAACAACAGNNUGACUGGUUCCGCUUGGAGACUCUCGAUGACUCUUUGCAGCCGACCAUUGAUAUGCUGCUCAAUGUCUCGAUCUUCAUAUGGUUCGGCGCAGUCACACCUUGGUACAAGUUCGCACACAACGAUGUGAUCCCCAUCUAUCGGCUCAUCCCACUAGGAAUAUUGGUCUUGCUUCUUCGCCGACUCCCUAUCGUCUUUGCUAUGCACAAGAAGAUUCACCAAAUUGAGGAACCUCGCCAGGCUCUCGUGGUGGGCNNUUUUUUUGGCCCGAUUGGUGUUAGUGCAGUCUUCUAUCUGUACAUCAGCCGCGAGUUUCUCCGCGGCAUCGAGGUGAACGGUGUGGUCAGAGAGGAUGCAGAACGCUUGUCCGAGAUCAUGCUGGUCGUGAUCUGGUUUUUGGCAAUUUGCAGUAUUCUCGGGUUCUAUCUUCCAAGGACCAUAUCGGCCGCAGUCUCAACAGAACGUCUCCCUCGUAGAUCAUCUGAAGAGCCUACGCCCAUCGGCGAGAAUACCUUGUCUGGUGGAUCCGCUCUGGCCAGUCGGUUCCGUCGCUACAGAGCAGACACUUCUGGUAACAGUUCAUCUCUACCCCGUUCGUUCUGGCGCCUAGGCAAGAGCAUGGUAUCGGAUGUGCACAAAGGCCAUCAGCAGGCCACCGGCUCGAAGGACGUCUCGGAAUCCACAAACGACAUCGCCAACAGGCACAUUUCCGGACCAUCGGACCCGCGCCCGCUUGGUAAAACCAUCGUGAAAGACAUGAACCGCGAUUCUCCACUUGGUGCUACCCCUACCGCAGGCCGUUCCGGCGCCGUCACUCCCGCCGAAUCACCUGCACCUCUGAACAGGACCAUCCGGUUCCCGGAUGAGAACCCUAGUGUUGCCAACUCCUCC
Molecule: messenger RNA, 1850 nt
Organism: Aureobasidium vineae
Lineage: Eukaryota; Fungi; Ascomycota; Dothideomycetes; Dothideales; Saccotheciaceae
Source: the annotation of a GenBank genome assembly